This is a messenger RNA of Dictyostelium discoideum AX4, 171 nucleotides long. RefSeq lists its product as hypothetical. The transcript has 2 exons. Gene Ontology annotation, cellular component: mitochondrion; mitochondrial inner membrane; respiratory chain complex I. The record is from RefSeq and is a predicted model, not a curated record. Gene Ontology annotation, biological process: electron transport chain. Bases 1 to 171 code for a protein of 56 amino acids. NCBI's taxonomy places the organism in Eukaryota, Evosea, Eumycetozoa, Dictyosteliales, Dictyosteliaceae.
AUGAUUUUUGGAGAUAUUAACGCAUGGAGAAGUAAAGCAAUCUUCAAACCAAGAUUCAACUCAGUAUUACCAGGUUUUUUACCAGCAGUUGGUUUAUUCACAGCAUACGUUAUCAUUGAAACAAUUAUGGAUAAUAAAAAAGAUACACAUGGUGAAAACAACCAUCAUUAA